UCUGGUUUUGUCGGUAGUUGUUAUAUUCCUUUAUUUUAACACUCGUUAAUAUUGAAAAUAUAAGUUCGUUAAUGAUACAUUUGUUAACAAUGAACAUAAUAUUAUGUUUUUUUUUACCGAAGUAUAAAGUGCGACUCGAUUUUUAAUGGCUUGAUUUUUUAUUAAAAAGGUAUUGGGGGGCACAAUACAAAAAAAAAAAAAUUGAAAUGAUGACACAAUGUGUGCUUUAAAUAAUUACAUAAUCUCACUAUUCUAAAGAAAAUUUGAUUUCCUUUUUUUCCAAAGUACCUAUUGUUGCACAUGAAAACUAAGAACAUAAAAUAAAAUACAAUUAUGAAAUACAUUACGAUAUUGGCAAUUUUAUUAAAUUUUUAUGUUAACGCGAUUAAAAGCUCGAAUAUACUUGUUUUUGUGCCAUCGCCAUGGAAAAGUCACAUCGUUUCUUUCCAACCAUUAUUUUUGGAAUUAGCAAAUCGUGGCCAUAAUGUUACAGUAGUAUCAAAGUUUAUAGUUAAAGAUCCACCACCGACAUAUACACAAUUGAUUCCUUCUUACGUUUUUGAUAUUGACGGAAGGUCAGAUUUCUUAAUGCGUGAACGGAGUAUAGAUUACUCGUUUAUCGAAGACCCAAUAACACGUAGCACGAUACUUGUUGACACAACAUUUAUGUUUAUAUCAGAUCCAGAAGUACAGAAAUUUAUUAAGUAUGAUCAAUCAAAUUUUGAUUUAGUCAUUAUUGAAUCAUUCUUUCAAGAGUGUACUGUAGCAUUGGGACAUAAAUACCGAGCGCCAAUAAUUUCAAUCGUACCAGUACCUCCUUGGACAAGUGUAUCUCAAUGGGCAAAAAAUCCUUCAGAUUUUUCAUACAUUAAGGACUUUAUGCUCGAUGGUGGAAAGUCCCUGACUUUCUGGGAACGAUUCACUAAUAGCUAUAUUGGGUUUUACUCUUUAUUUGUCGAACUCAUUACAUAUCUUCCAAAAUUGGAAAAUAUGAUGGAUACCUAUUUCCAAUACCCGGGAUACGAAAACAGACCUACGAUGGCGGAGAUGCUAAAAAACAUAUCGCUUAGUCUAAUUGACUCUGAUGUAACAAUUUUUAGUCCUCGACCCUAUGUUCCGAAUUUUAUUGAAGUACCAGGUAUCCACGUUCAACCGUUUAAGAAAAUGCAUAAGAGACUACAAGAAUUUAUGGAAAAAGCUAACACGGGUGUUGUUUAUUUCAAUUUUGGCACUAUAUUGAAUGUGACAAGUAUACCUAAACAGUCUUUGCGCAGUUUGAUCAAUGUAUUGGGUCGAUUAGAACAGAAGAUUGUAUUUAAAUGGAUUAAUAAUGACACUCAACAAUUUCCAAACAACUUUUAUGUCAACUCUUGGCUCCCACAAAGAGAAAUCCUAAAUCAUCCAAAUUGUAAAGUAUUUAUUACUCAUGGAGGAGUCCACAGUAUUAUCGAAACGGUAGAUGCUGGGGUUCCAAUUAUUGGAUUUCCUGUUUUUGGAGAUCAGUUUCAAAAUGUAAAAAUCAGCCAAGAAAAUGGGAUUGGUAUUAUGAGUAAUAUUUUUACAAUAACUGAAGAGAUAUUUGAAAAAGAUAUUAAGCAUAUAAUCAAUGAUAAGAAAUUUUCGGAAAAUGUUAAAAGAAUGUCUUCCAUUUUUCGUGAUCGGCCCAUGUCAGCUCUCGAUACAGCGGUAUACUGGGUGGAAUACGUAAUCAGACAUAAAGGUGCUCAUCAUUUACGUUCUGCAGCAGUUGAUUUAACGUGGUACCAAUAUUAUUUAUUAGACGUUAUUGUAUUUCUUAUUAUAAUCGUAUUAUUUUUUAUAUGUAUUUUAUAUUUUAUAACUAAACGAAUUAUGCGAUUACUGUUUAAUUUGUUCAAACAGAAAACUGAUUAACAUUUUGUGAAAUUUUAAGAUAUACUUGUUUUACAUUUCUACGUAUAAUA
Messenger RNA from Rhopalosiphum maidis (corn leaf aphid), 1943 nucleotides. RefSeq names its product UDP-glucuronosyltransferase 1-7-like. The record is from RefSeq and is a predicted model, not a curated record. NCBI's taxonomy places the organism in Eukaryota, Metazoa, Arthropoda, Insecta, Hemiptera, Aphididae. The transcript is spliced from 6 exons. Gene Ontology annotation, molecular function: UDP-glycosyltransferase activity. Bases 334 to 1893 code for a protein of 519 amino acids.